UUGUUUCCUUUGAAAAAAGAUAAUAAAUGAUCAAUAGUCAACGCCUAAUAAAUCUUAUUUCGAAAAAUACCCGUCACUCAACUCACUUUUUAAAAAAAGUUCGGAAAAGCUUGUGUGCUAGUCGUAGAUCCUCGUAAGUCUGAACUUAUAACACUGACGAAAUCGGCACCAUUGCCGGUCAUUUUAUACUCACGGUUUAUAUAAUUUAAUCGAAUUUUUCGUUUUGAAAAUGCCCACUGCCCGCCACGCACUAGCUUGUGCUUAAUUCGAUAUAUUAUUAUAUCUGUCCGACGGAGUAUCAUUAAUAUAUUAUAUCGUCAAAAUAGAGACGACUUAAUUAUUCUGGUUCGUUAGACACGUCCAUUACAGAAAAUUUCGUUUGCAGUGGUCUUAUUAAAUAUUAUAGAAGUGUUAUAUGAGUAUAAUUCAAAUUAUAAUAUUAUAACAUUGUAAUAUAGCCUAUUUACCUGAUUUACUUAGUGAUAUUGCAACAGUAUUUUUAUUUAGAUUCACUGUAAAACAUAAAUUAACUGCAGGUAUUAACACGUAUCUAAGAAAUAAGAAUAAUUGAUAAGUAAUAUUUAUUAUUAUUAUUAAAAUGAUGCAACUUAGUUAUUGUUAUAUUUUUAUUUUGUUAAAAGCUUAUAUAUUUUUUUAAUAUCCUUUAUAUUAUAUAAAUAUAAUAUCAUGUUUAUUUUGAUUGUUAUUUGUCGAUUAAAAUGUGAUAUUUUUUGAUGUAAAUGUAAAAAGAAUACUUUUUUCUAGUUUCCAUCAAAAUAAAUCGAAAAUUUUAACUGUCGAUAUCGAUGUAGUACGAAUUUUUAAUGUUUUUGAUUCAUCUUGACAAUUAAUUCAAUUAUUAUUUGUUUGAGAUAAUAAAUUGGAUAUAUGUUACUGAGACAAUUGUAAAUUUAUUUGUAAAGUAAUAAUUAUGUUUUCAAACAAAUGUAUCUAAUCAAAGAAACUGUUUUUUCUUUGAGUUAUCAAUUUAGGUAAUUGUGAAAUUUUCAAUAUAUUAAUAUUAUAAUGUAGGUAUAACAGCCGUCUAAGUACGGCUCUAUAAUGCUAUAAUAGAAUCUAUGGCAACAGUAAUUCAAAUUAAUAUGUAAAUUGAUUAGUACUGUCUAAUGUAAACUCAGCAUUAAUGAUUUCAUUAAUAUAAAUAUUAUUAAUCGUACUUACUAUUAAAAUUCAAUAAAAACAAAACUUAUUAAGCUGAGAUUUUUUUCAAAUCAAUUGAGCUCUAUACCGUUUGUAAUAAAAAAAUGAAUACUAUACAAGGUGAAUAUACUUCAAAUGUAGAUGUGUUGAAUGUCCAAAAAACUGUUCAGAAAUACACAGAAAAUCAUGAAAAUUCAAACGAGUACACUGAAAAACCCAUAAAUAUAUUAUCAUCUGACCACGAGAGUAAGACACUAGAAUCAAUUGAAAAUCAGUUAGAGGAAUUAAAGAUAAAAAAUGAGCAUAUCACUGAUAAGGGUCAGACGAUUGGCGAUAGUAAUAAGUUAAGCAAUAAUCAGAUAAUAACGACCAUGAAAGCUGAAAUAAAUGAGAUUCAAGACGAAAUUGAAAAUGGUUAUUUUAACGCCAUCGUAGAUAAAAUGGUAAAAAUCGAUAAACACGUUGACCAGUUUAUAGCAGUAGUAAACGAUUUGAAACUCGUGAUUGAAGACUCAUAUGAAAAUAAAGAAAUAAUUUCUGAAAUAAUGGAAGUUUCAGAAUAUUUGAGGGCCCAGUAUGCUAUACAGGUAACGGAAAACCAAAGAAAUUUUACCGAACAGAUAAGUAAACAUGUGAGAAAAAUCGAUCAGUUAAAAGCGUUCGCAGACAUUAAAAUUAAAGAAGUAAAUACGCUAGAAAAACGGUUUGACGAUCAAAAACUUUGCAUAGAUUUUUACGAAAAAUUGAUUGAAAACAUCACUCAUAAGGUAAAACAAUUGAAGAAUGAAAAUGAUCAAUUAGUAGUACCAAACGACGACCAAACAAAUUUCUCUUUGCUAUUAAGAAAAAAAUUGGUAGAAAUGGACGAGUUAUUGGAAACGAAAAAUGGCGUAUGUAAUGAAUUCGAAGGACAUAUAAAAAAUCUUGUCGAAGAAAAAGAUUUAUUUGCUGAUUAAAUAUUAUUAAACACAAUUAAGUCGUAAUGGCCAUUGCCAAAUCAUAGUGCUUUUAGUUGCAACUCAUAUAUGAUAGUGAUUUAAUUUAUAAUAAUAUUUUAAGCCGGAUUCACAGAUACAAAGUCCACC
Molecule: messenger RNA, 2246 nt
Organism: Aphis gossypii (cotton aphid)
Lineage: Eukaryota; Metazoa; Arthropoda; Insecta; Hemiptera; Aphididae
Exons: 7
Coding region: 1266-2117 (283 amino acids)
Source: RefSeq, a predicted model, not a curated record